Molecule: messenger RNA, 5440 nt
Organism: Charadrius vociferus (killdeer)
Lineage: Eukaryota; Metazoa; Chordata; Aves; Charadriiformes; Charadriidae
Gene: USP32
Product: ubiquitin specific peptidase 32
Exons: 34
Coding region: 1-4791 (1596 amino acids)
Biological process (GO): protein deubiquitination
Cellular component (GO): Golgi apparatus
Molecular function (GO): cysteine-type deubiquitinase activity; calcium ion binding
Source: RefSeq, a predicted model, not a curated record
AUGGCGGUGAAAGCCAACAGCAUUACAGACAUAGAGCUAAAGCGACUGAAAGAUGCUUUCAAGAGAACAUGCGGACUCUCAUAUUAUAUGACUCAACAGUGCUUCAUCAGGGAAGUUCUUGGCGAUGGAGUCCCUCCAAAAGUUGCUGAGGUUAUCUACUGUUCAUUUGGAGGAAUAUCCAAAGGGCUGCACUUCAAUAACUUGAUUGUCGGAUUAGUUCUACUUACCAGAGGCAGAGAGGAAGAAAAAGCAAAAUACAUUUUCAGUCUCUUUUCUAAUGAAUCUGGGAGUUAUGUUGUCCGUGAAGAGAUGGAGAAGAUGCUGCAUGUGGUUGAUGGGAAAGUCCCAGAGUCACUCAAGAAAUGUUUCUCUGAGGGUGAAAAGGUAAACUAUGAGAAGUUCAGGGUUUGGUUAUUGCACAACAAAGAUGCUUUCACGUUUUCCCGUUGGCUGCUGUCUGGAGGUGUGUAUGUGACACUCACUGAUGAUAGCGAUACCCCUACCUUCUAUCAAACCCUGGCUGGAGUCACACACUUGGAAGAAUCCGACAUCAUCGAUCUCGAAAAACGAUACUGGCUGCUGAAAGCUCAAUCAAGAACUGGACGUUUUGAUUUAGAAACAUUUGCCCCCUUAGUUUCCCCUCCUAUUCAUCCCUCUCUGAGUGAAGGUUUGUUUAAUGCUUUUGAUGAAAACCGAGACAAUCACAUAGAUUUUAAAGAAAUUUCCUGUGGGCUCUCAGCAUGUUGCAGAGGACCCUUGGCAGAAAGACAGAAGUUUUGCUUCAAGGUUUUUGACAUUGACCGGGAUGGUGUGUUGUCUCGCACUGAGCUGAAAGAAAUGGUGGUUGCACUUUUAGAGGUCUGGAAAGAUAACCGUACUGAUAAAAUACCUGAAUUGGGCAUGGAUUUGUCUGAAAUUGUAGAAGAUAUUUUGAAUAUGCAUGAUACCACAAAGCUUGGACACCUCACUCUGGAGGACUACCAGAUAUGGAGCGUGAAGAGUGCACUUGCCAAUGAAUUUUUAAAUCUACUUUUUCAGGUGUGUCAUAUAGUUUUGGGGCUACGACCUGCCACUCCAGAAGAGGAAGGACAGAUUAUUAGGGGCUGGUUAGAAAGGGAAAGUAGGUAUGGCCUUCAGCCAGGGCACAACUGGUUUCUUAUUGCAAUGCCGUGGUGGCAGCAGUGGAAAGAAUAUGUCAAAUACGAUGCAAACCCUGUUGUGAUAGAGCCUUCAUCUGUCUUGAGUGGAGGUAAGAAUUCACUCGUAGCUGCUGCAGCCAAUACUUCAGAACAGGGAGAAGACAAAAUGGGAGGUCUUAAUUACUUCAGUGCAACAGAAGAAAAGUUUUCAGAUAAUAUUUCUACUGCAUCAGAAGCCUCAGAGACUACUAGCAGCAAUACUCUUCACCCUGGCACACCAGGGACUGAUGUGUGUUUUGCUAGGCAGCAUAAUUCUUCGGACAAUAAUAACCAGUGUUUCCUUGGAACCAAUGGGAAUACUUUGCUACAACUUAAUCCUCAGAAACCAGGAGCUAUUGAUAACCAACCCCUAGUAACACAAGAACCAGUGAAGGCUGCAUCGUUAACAAUGGAGGGUGGAAGAUUAAAGCGAUCUCCACAGCUGAUUGAAGGAAAAGACUACAUAAUGGUACCAGAACCAGUUUGGAGAGCACUUUACCAUUGGUAUGGAGCAAACCUCUCCUUGCCCAGGCCGGUGAUCAAAAACAGCAAAACAAACGUGCCUGAACUGGAGUUAUUCCCUCGCUAUCUGCUCUUCCUGAGACAGCAGCCCGCCACUCGAACGCAGCAGUCGAACAUCUGGGUGAAUAUGGGGAAUGUACCUUCACCAAAUGCUCCUUUAAAAAGAGUGUUGGCUUACACCGGCUGCUUUAGUCGAAUGCAGACGAUUAAAGAGAUACAUGAAUAUCUCUCCCAGAGGCUUCGUAUAAAAGAAGAAGAUAUGCGCCUCUGGUUAUACAAUAGUGAGAACUAUCUUACUUUGCUGGAUGAUGAAGAUCACAGGCUGGAGUAUCUUAAAAUCCAGGAUGAGCAGCAUUUAGUAAUAGAAGUUCGAAACAAAGACAUGAGCUGGCCAGAAGAGAUGUCUUUUAUAGCAAACAGCAGUAAAAUAGACAGACAUAAAGUUCCUACUGAAAAAGGUGCUACUGGACUAAGCAAUCUGGGUAACACGUGCUUCAUGAACUCCAGUAUCCAGUGUGUCAGUAAUACACAACCUCUGACGCGGUAUUUCAUCUCAGGAAGACAUCUCUAUGAACUUAACAGGACAAAUCCAAUAGGAAUGAAAGGACACAUGGCCAAGUGCUAUGGGGAUUUGGUUCAGGAGUUGUGGAGUGGAACUCAGAAGAAUAUAGCACCGUUAAAGCUGCGGUGGACAAUAGCAAAAUAUGCUCCAAGAUUUAAUGGCUUUCAACAGCAAGACUCACAGGAGCUUCUGGCUUUUCUUUUGGAUGGUCUUCAUGAGGAUUUGAACAGAGUUCAUGAUAAGCCAUAUGUUGAACUUAAAGACAGUGAUGGUCGACCAGACUGGGAAGUAGCAGCAGAGGCCUGGGAAAACCAUCUGAGAAGAAACAGAUCCAUUGUUGUAGAUUUAUUUCACGGGCAGCUGAAGUCACAAGUAAAAUGUAAAACUUGUGGACAUAUAAGUGUUAGGUUUGACCCUUUUAAUUUUUUGUCCUUGCCUUUGCCAAUGGAUAGCUACAUGCACCUAGAAAUUACAGUAAUUAAAUUAGACGGUACUACUCCUGUUCGAUACGGCCUGAGGUUGAACAUGGAUGAAAAGUAUACAGGCUUGAAAAAACAGUUAAGUGAGCUCUGCGGGCUAAAACCAGAACAGAUUCUACUUGCAGAAGUGCAUAGCUCCAAUAUAAAGAACUUUCCUCAAGACAACCAGAAAGUCCGGUUAUCAGUGAGUGGGUUUUUGUGUGCGUUCGAAAUACCAAUUCCGGGAUCCCCUACAUCAGCAUCAAGUCCUGUGCAGACAGAUGUCUCAACUGGGCUGUCAGCUAAUGGAGCACCCAACAUAAUGAUGAAUGGGGACCUUCCUAAACCAACCCUCAUUCCAAAUGGAAUGCCAAAUACUGUAGUGCCAUGUGGGACAGAGCGUAACCUUGCCAACUGGACUCUCAACGGUCACGUGCCCUCGCUCUCCGAUAGUCCAUGCACGGGGUAUAUAAUUGCAGUCCACAGAAAAAUGAUGCGGACAGAAUUAUAUUUUCUUUCAUCUCAGAAGAAUCGUCCUAGUCUCUUUGGAAUGCCACUAAUUGUCCCUUGUACAGUUCAUACACGGAAAAAAGACCUGUAUGAUGCUGUGUGGAUUCAGGUUUCCAGGCUUGCUAGUCCUCUCCCGCCGCAGGAAGCCAGUAAUCAUGCACAGGACUGUGAUGACAGCAUGGGCUAUCAGUAUCCGUUCACCCUGAGGGUAGUUCAGAAGGAUGGAAAUUCUUGUGCUUGGUGUCCAUGGUACAGAUUUUGCCGUGGCUGUAAAAUCGAGUGCACAGAAGAUAGAGCUUGUGUUGGGAAUGCUUACAUUGCUGUAGACUGGGAUCCAACAGCACUCCAUCUGCGCUACCAGACGUCGCAAGAACGGAUUGUAGAAGAACAUGAAAGUGUUGAACAAAGCCGGCGAGCUCAAGCAGAGCCCAUCAAUCUGGAUAGUUGUCUUAGAGCUUUCACCAGUGAGGAAGAACUGGGGGAGGAUGAGAUGUACUACUGUUCCAAAUGCAAGACCCACUGUUUGGCCACCAAAAAACUGGAUCUUUGGAGACUUCCCCCUAUUUUGAUCAUUCACCUGAAAAGAUUUCAGUUUGUAAAUGGCCGUUGGAUAAAAUCACAGAAAAUUGUUAAAUUUCCUAGAGAAAAUUUUGACCCAAGUGCCUUUUUGGUACAAAGGGAUCCCAGUCAUUUUCAAAGAAAGCAGCUCACGCUCCAGGCUGACAGCCUUCCUGAACCCCGGACUCUCCAAGGGGAGUCCAGAAAAAUAGAUCUGCAGAUCACUUACACUGCGGGAGAGGGCGAUAUACUGAACAGAAGUCCAUCCUCCCUUAACACUACUGUCUUGAAUAAUAUCAAAGCAUCUCCGUCUUUAGGGAGGAAAAGUGGAACCAGCUGUCCUUCAAGUAAAAACAGUAGCCCAAACAGUAGCCCAAGGACUUUAGGAAGAGGUAAAGGGCGUCUGCGGCUACCACAACUGGGUAAAAACAAACUGUCAAGUAGCAAAGAAAAUUUGGAUGCAAGUAAAGAGAACGGUACUGACCAGGAACAGAGACUUACUUCUGAUCAAGGUGAUGCUCUUACUAGAGGGCAGAUGUUGGGUGGUAGCCAGAGUGAACUAUAUACUGCUCAGGACAGUGAGAUGACUCUAGCCAACGGAUACAUCUGUGAGCAGAAUGCAUAUAGUAAUGGCAGUAUCAACGGUCAAAUGGAUAACCACAGUGAGGACGAUAUUACAGAUGACCAAAGAGAAGACGUGUGUGUUAACCCUAUUUACAAUCUAUAUGCAAUUUCGUGCCAUUCAGGAAUUAUGGGAGGGGGUCAUUAUGUCACUUAUGCCAAAAACCCGAACAACAAGUGGUACUGCUACAACGACAGUAGCUGUAAGGAAUUGCAUCCCGAUGAAAUCGACACCGACUCUGCCUACAUUCUUUUCUAUGAGCAGCAGGGGGUAGACUAUGCACAAUUUCUGCCAAAGAUAGACGGCAAAAAGAUGGCAGACACAAGCAGCAUGGAUGAAGAUUUUGAGUCGGAUUAUAAGAAGUACUGUGUGUUACAGUAAGCAGAUGAUCUUCCAUGGACUGUUCUGAGUGUGAGGGAUAACAUCCUGAGACUUGCGUUUGGCGAAAAUGUUGCUGAAACAGAUAACCUAAGUGUAGUUUUUGUCCCCUGUGAUCUGAAAGCACAAAAAGAAAACCCUAAUUAAAUAGCAGUUAAUAUAAAGAUAGUAUUGUUUUGUUCUGUUAUCUCACUACAUGCUCUAAACAUUUCUGAUGUUAGACAUCAGGCUGAGACUGCCAUUGGCCUUUAAAUAAAAUGGUUUGAGAAAAGCCGACUAGGACCAAAUAAGAGCUAAAUUAAAUAGUCCAAGUAAGAGCUAAACAAAGUAGUGUAGAGUUUACCAACUGUUCUAACAAACCCCUGAGGCUCUCUUUAGGUUUAAGAUAAUGGGGAAAAAAAACGUAGUGUUGUCUUUGGACAACAUGAUAUUGCUACCUCCUUUUUCCUGCAGUUUUAUUGCAUUUUAUUGGCAAAACAGGGAAAGCAAGAGAAUGAAAAGUGCACAAACGUAAAGAAUUAUCAUCAAGAGUAAGAGAAGUUUCCAGUUUUGCCACCACUAACGUGUGUCAGUUGCUUUCUUUCUGUAUGUUGGGAGCACAACCAAAUCAUAAUUUGAGAAGAGAUUAAUUUCUACACUUGAAUGGUUUAUU